Messenger RNA from Drosophila obscura, 5341 nucleotides. It is a transcript of the gene Tlk, whose product is annotated as neurogenic protein mastermind. The coding region runs from base 1319 to 5233 and encodes 1304 amino acids. Lineage: Eukaryota; Metazoa; Arthropoda; Insecta; Diptera; Drosophilidae. Gene Ontology annotation, biological process: intracellular signal transduction; chromosome segregation; peptidyl-serine phosphorylation. Gene Ontology annotation, cellular component: nucleus. The transcript has 9 exons. The record is from RefSeq and is a predicted model, not a curated record. Gene Ontology annotation, molecular function: ATP binding; protein serine/threonine kinase activity.
GAAUUGGGAGUGAACGGUGUUUGGUUUGUUUUUGUGUUCGUGCAUCAUCCUUAGGCUCUCUCUUUUGAAGUGUGCUUGGCUCUCUUUCGGUCUCUUCUCCGUCUCCAUCUCUCGGUGCGUGUGUCUCUUUCGCUCCUUAUCGAUGUCUGUCUGUCUGUCUGUCUGCCUGUCUGUCUGACUUUUCCUGUACAUCUGUCGUGUCUAUCUAUGUAUCUUUCUCUACUUCUUGCUUGUUAUGCCGGCUUCUUUGGCCUCUGUUUCGGCUUCUUGUUUCUCUGCUGUUCUGCCUUUCGACCCGAUUAAUCAGUUUAUUUUGAUUAUUCUUGCGGCUUGUUGUUGUGGCAACUCUUUUUUUAUUUUUUUUAUUUGUCAAUGAGCAAGAGAGAGACAUACAAACAAACAUACAUACAUACAUACAUGAUAGAUAGAGUAACUGCACACGAAAAUCAUAUCCUGUAAUGCCUCUACGGAAAAAAAACGCCUUAAAAGAAACACCCAAAAUGAACUAAAAACCGCAAAGCUUGAGAAGGAAACAUUUCAACGCGUAAAAAGAGGCAAGCAGAGGCAGAGGCAUGCCACAAACGAAGCUGCGAUUCGAAUCGGCGGCAGUUGUAAAACGUUCGUUGUUGGAUUCGGCGGCCGGGCCUUUCGUUGUCUCGUGUCCUGUUCGCAAUCGUCGUCCGGCAUCGUCGUGUUGCAUAUUCGCGGUGUUCCCAUCAUUAUUGUUGUUGUUGCAAAUUGCAGUUGCACUAGCGAUUGUUGGGAGGAAGAUAGAGAGAGAGAGAGAGAGACGGGAGAGAGAAAGAGCGAGAGACAGAGAGAGUGAGAGAGAGCCAGAGAGGGAAAAGCCAUUCGACAGAGUUGUGCUUGCAGUACCGUUAAACAGCCAAAGAAGAGAACGGGACACGUGUAUUCCAAUAUUCUUUUAUGAAUUCUUCUAUUUUUUUUCGGUGUAAUUCUUUUUUUUAAAAGUGAAGUGUGAAAAGUAAAAUCCAACAACAACAUACGAACACAGCAACAACGAAGAGAGCGAUAGAAAAUUCAGAGCGUGUGUGUGUGUGUGUGUGGAAAAAGAGUGAAAAAAAAACCUGAACCUGAAAUAAAACACAAAACCAAAAAGGGAAGAAAAAAAAAAAAAUAACAGCGUUUGCCGGCUGUGUGUGCGCGCCCGCCGCCUCGCCUCCUCCUAUCGAGACGCCACCACGCCAUCCAUUGGGGCCCAGAGGCAACGAACAGGCAGCAGCAGCAAACCACGAAGAAGAAGGAGAAGAAGGCGAAGAGCAGAAGGAAGGAAGAAGGCAAACACGAGGCAACAACGAUGCCCGUGGUAAAGCAGCGGAAAAUGAGCCGCUUUAAGAUGUCCGCUGGCGCGCAAUUGCAGAUGGCCCCACAGAACACUUCGACCCUAAGCCAUCAUCAUCCCAACCAGCAGCCGCAGCAGCCCCAACAGCAGCUGCAGCAGCAGCCCCCACAACAGCAGCAGCAGGCUCCUCCGCAGCAACAGCAGCAGCAGCAGCAGCAACACUUUGCCAAUCAUCACAGCUCGCAACAGCAACAGACGCAACAGGAACAACAGAAUCCACAGCAGCAGCAGCAGAUACUGUCACAGCCACACCUGCAGAUCCUCCAAAAGCAUCCGCAUCAAUUGCUGCCCCCACACCAGCUGCACCAGCAACAGCAGCAACAACAACAACAGCAGCAACAGCAUUUCCACCAGCAAUCCUUGAGCCUGCACCAGCAGCACCAGCAACAACAGCAGGUGGCAGCGGUAGCAGCGGCUGGGGGCAGCAGCAAUCCCGACUCGAAUAUGAGCACUGGCUCCUCGCACAGCGAGAAGGAUGUCAACGAUAUUCUGGGCGGAGCAGGAGCAGGAGCAGCAGCGGCAGCAGCAGCAGCGGCGGCGGCGGCGGCGGGCAUCGGUCUGUCGGUGCAGCAGUGCCCCAGUUUUCCACCGACUCUCGGGAUGCAGCACUCGAACAACGGAGGCGUUGGCGUUGGAGACAUGUACAUAACGACGACGGCAGCGACCACCAGCACCACACCGGUGAAGCCGCGCACGCCUGCCGAGCGGAAGCGCAAACGGAAGAUGCCACACAAUGCGGAGGAUGCGUGUGGCGGCGGCUCGGGCGGAGCCGUAAACAACAGCAGCGGGCUGGGUGGAAGCCUGAAGGGCAAGUCCCUGCCCUUUCGUGAUAUGUCCAAGGUGGUGACCAUGAGCCUCGGUCUGGGCGAACGCCUCAGUGGGACGAGCGUCCCAGGCGGCGCCGGUGGCGCUGGAGGCAUCUCCAGUGGUGCCGGUGGCGUCGGUGUCGGCGGUGGCAGCUCCAGCUCUGGCACAGGAGCGGGCGGCAAGAGUGCGCGCCUCAUGCUCACCGGCGGCGACAACAAGAAGAUCAACGACUACUUCAACAAGCAGCAGUCGGGCGUGGGAGUGGGUGUGGGCGUUGGCGGCGUUGGCGUGGGAGUGGGCGUUGGAGCGGGCGGUAAUUCUGCGACACUACGCGGCACCCACACCGGCAGCAAGUCACCCUCAUCCGCCCAGCAGCAACAGCAGCAGCAGACCACCCAACAGCAGCAACAGCAGCAGCAGCCGACUGUAUCUGUUGCCUCGGGAGGAGUGCCCGCCUCCAGUGUCCAGGUGCAGGUGCAGACCAGCCAGGUGCAAACGAGCAGCGCAUACACCCUGUAUCCCGCUAGUCCACAAACGCAGGUGGCGCCCAGCCAAGUACAGCAGCAGCAACAACAGUCUGGAGCGGACUUCCACUACGUCAACUCCAGCAAACAGCAGCAGCGCCAGCAGCAGCAGCAGCAGCAGCCACAGACUUCCAAUCAAAUGGUUCCUUCGCAUGUGGUCGUCGGCCUGGGGCAUGCCCUCAGUCUGGCCUCCAUUCAGCCGCCCCUCAUCCAGACGCAAUCGCAGUCGGCCCAAACCCAACAGCAGCAGCAGCAGCUCGGGCCACCCGCCACAUCGACGGCCAGCGGCCCAGGCGGAGUGGCCGUUGUGGCCUCACAUCCCCACCAGCUUAGCUCUCUGGGCGUUGGCGGCAUGGGCGUGGGCGUAAGUGUAGGUGUGGGCGUGGGUCCGCCUUUGCCACCGCCACCGCCAAUGCCCGCCACGUACAGCAAGGCGACACAGACGGAGGUGUCGCUGCACGAGCUGCAGGAGCGGGAGGCCGAGCACGAGUCGGGGAAGGUGAAGCUGGACGAGAUGACAAGACUGUCGGAUGAGCAGAAGUGCCAGAUACUGGGUAACCAGAAGACGAUCGACCAGCACAAGUCGCACAUUGCCAAGUGCAUCGAUGUCGUGAAGAAGCUGCUCAAGGAGAAGAGCAGCAUCGAGAAGAAGGAGGCGCGCCAGAAGUGCAUGCAGAAUCGCCUGAGGCUGGGACAGUUUGUUACACAGCGAGUGGGCGCCACAUUCCAGGAGAACUGGACGGACGGUUAUGCGUUCCAGGAGCUGAGCCGACGGCAGGAGGAAAUCACUGCCGAGCGCGAGGAGAUCGAUCGCCAGAAGAAACAGCUGAUGAAGAAGCGUCCGGCGGAGUCCGGACGCAAGCGGAACAACCAGAACAGCAACCAGAACAACCAGCAGCAGAAUUCCAAUUCCAAUGAUUCCUCCCAGCUAACUGGCGGCGGCGGCGGUGGCCCCGGCGGCAGUGAUCGCCUUGGUGGUGGCGGUGGUGGUGCCGCUGGCAGCGUUGACAGCGGUUUGGGUGGCCAAAAUUCGGGCGCCCUUGGCGGUGGUGCCGGCGGCGGCGGAGGAGUCGGUGGUGGUGGCGGCGGUGGCGGUGGCGGCGGCAGCGGUCGCGGCCUCUCACGCUCAAAUUCCACGCAGGCCAAUCAGGCCCAGCUCCUGCACAAUGGCGGUGGCGGCUCUGGCGGUAAUGUUGGCGGCAAUAGUGGCGUGGGCGAUCGCCUGUCGGACCGUGGCGGCGGAGGCGGCCUGGGUGGCAACGACAGCGGCAGCUGCUCCGAUUCGGGGACGUUCCUCAAGCCCGAUCCCGUCUCGGGGGCAUACACAGCGCAGGAGUACUACGAAUAUGAUGAGAUCCUCAAGCUGCGACAGAACGCCCUCAAGAAGGAGGAUGCCGAUCUGCAGCUGGAGAUGGAGAAGCUCGAGCGGGAGCGUAACCUUCACAUACGUGAACUCAAGCGGAUACUCAAUGAAGAUCAGUCCCGCUUUAAUAAUCAUCCCGUGCUGAACGAUCGAUAUCUGCUGUUGAUGUUGCUGGGCAAGGGCGGCUUCUCCGAGGUGCACAAGGCCUUCGACCUCAAGGAGCAACGCUAUGUCGCAUGUAAGGUGCACCAAUUAAACAAGGAUUGGAAGGAGGAUAAGAAAGCUAAUUAUAUCAAACACGCCUUGCGGGAAUACAACAUUCACAAGGCAUUGGAUCAUCCGCGCGUCGUGAAGCUCUAUGAUGUGUUUGAGAUUGAUGCGAAUUCAUUUUGCACCGUACUCGAGUAUUGCGAUGGCCAUGAUCUGGACUUUUAUCUGAAGCAACAUAAGACUAUACCCGAGCGUGAAGCGCGCUCGAUAAUAAUGCAGGUUGUAUCUGCACUCAAGUAUCUGAAUGAGAUUAAGCCACCGGUUAUCCAUUACGAUCUGAAGCCUGGAAAUAUACUGCUGACGGAGGGUAAUGUCUGUGGCGAGAUCAAGAUCACCGACUUUGGCCUCUCCAAGGUGAUGGAUGAUGAGAACUAUAAUCCAGAUCAUGGCAUGGAUCUAACCUCCCAGGGAGCGGGCACAUAUUGGUAUCUGCCACCCGAAUGUUUUGUUGUGGGAAAAAAUCCACCAAAAAUCUCAUCAAAAGUGGAUGUAUGGAGUGUCGGUGUGAUAUUCUAUCAGUGUCUGUAUGGCAAGAAGCCCUUUGGGCAUAAUCAGUCGCAGGCCACCAUCCUAGAGGAGAAUACCAUACUAAAAGCCACCGAAGUGCAGUUCUCCAAUAAGCCAACCGUUUCGAAUGAGGCAAAGAGCUUCAUACGUGGCUGUUUGGCAUAUCGUAAGGAGGAUCGCAUGGAUGUGUUUGCAUUGGCCAGACACGAGUAUAUCCAGCCACCGAUACCGAAGCAUGGCAGGGGCUCACUCAAUCAACAGCAGCAGGCACAGCAGCAGCAACAGCAACAGCAGCAGCAACAGCAGCAGCAGUCAUCGACAUCGCAGGCCAAUUCAACCGGCCAGACAUCGUUCUCAGCCCACAUGUUUGGAAAUAUGAAUCAGUCCAGCUCAUCCUAGCUGCCAACUAAACGCAAUUCCAAUUCAUAAUUCGCCGCCGCCGCCGCAGCAACAGCAGCAGCCACAGCCGCACAACAGCAGCAACAGUUGCAACAGCUGCAACUGCAA